This is a messenger RNA of Aphanomyces invadans, 1927 nucleotides long. RefSeq lists its product as hypothetical. Lineage: Eukaryota; Oomycota; Saprolegniomycetes; Saprolegniales; Verrucalvaceae. The record is from RefSeq and is a predicted model, not a curated record. Gene Ontology annotation, molecular function: metal ion binding. The transcript has 2 exons. Bases 33 to 1640 code for a protein of 535 amino acids.
GUCCUGGCCAUUUUGCAACACGAGGAGCUGCGAUGGCACCGCCGGCGCAAGUGACGCUGCCGCUCCCGACCAACUUCUUUCACACCAAGGCGCUGGAUGCAAGGACACAGCAGAGCCUGCUGCACGCGGCGCAAACGUGCGGCGCGCACCUCGUCCGGAAUGCGUACGCGAUGGACGACCACGUCGUGUACGCCAUGCACACCAACACAACGUCGCAGCGCCGCAUGAAAAUGACGCUCGGCAAGGACACUGUCGACCCGACGAUCAUGUGCAUGAUCGGUCACACCCAGUUCCAUGCCACACUCGACGACAUUUCUGCUUUCUUCCGACGAGAGUCGCUCAGUCACGCGUGCCACGACGGCCUCGUCCUCGAUUCGCACACCCUGUACACACUCGCAACAUCCACGAAGGACGACCCGUUGCGGUAUACAGGCGUCCACUGGACCGCCUUCAAGCUGCCGUCGCCGUCCAAUGCGUCCCGCGACUUCUGCUACCUUGAGCACCACAGCGAGUUUACAGACCCCAAGACGUCCAAGCGCGGGUGGCUGCGCGUCCUCCACUCUGUCGACGUACCGGCGUGUCCGUCGCUGCUGGCCCCAUGUGGCCUCCACCGCUCGCAAUGGUUUCGGUCCGGCCAUGUCUUUAUCGAGAGCGGGAGCGGCCUCGUCGACUGCUACGCGGUGUUGUCCCUGUCCGGCGACGCGAGUCAGAGCAGCGCGCAGAUGAGUUUCAUGCGCAAGUGGAUCACUCAAGUCAUGAUCGUUCCCAACUUGUUCCUCUCGCGUCGGCUCGCGUCGUCGCCGCUUGUCUCGGACGACGAGUUGCGCCCCAAGGAUUCGGUCAAGGUGUGCAUGGUGUGCACGGGCCGCUUCAACUUGUUCAACCAAAAGCAUCACUGUCGAUUGUGCGGCCACGUGGUGUGCAGCAGCUGCCACAUCACGUGGAAAACCCACAAAGACAAAGUUCGGAUCUGCGUCAAGUGCGCAGAGAGCGGCGGCGGGACGUCGAUGCGGGAGUCGGUCUCGGGCACUUGGAACAGCAGCGUAGCGUCCCGCGGGGGACACCAGCGGCCACCGCCGGUCAAAGAGCAAGCCGAUGCCCACUGGCAGCGUGCGAGCUUCUCGUCGGACACCGUCUCGAUCACGACCAAGUCGGGAUGGUCCGAUGACGUUGUCCACCUUGACUGCCUCUCCUUGAGCGCGGCAUCGACGGAAUGGGACCACCCGAUCAAACCCGUCGCCAACUACGACCACUUGUUUGACUUUUCCGUCCUCCGCGCGCCGUCCACGUCGAGCCCGUCCAAGAUCGUCUUGUAUGCUGAGCCGCCGGAAGCAUCGCGCCAAGCCGCGACAUCGUCGAGGAAGACGCUGUACAACAUCGACUUGUUGGCGGACGUGCCAAAGCCCCUCACGACGCACCACGGCCCCCCAAAGCCCAUGGAGACGCCGCCGAUCGACAUGGCGUCGCUCUCUAUCGUGGACGCGAGUGUCCUCAAGAACUCGCACGUGGACGAUGCACGUCGGCCAUCGACCGACACGAACGUCGCCCUCCACGAACUCCUCGAGCAAAUGUACGAUGGCAAGUGCGCGAUCGUGCAGAGCCUGUACCGGGAUCUUGUCGCACAAUCGAGUGCGACGUAAUGCUAGUUCGAACGUCGUUGUCGCCCAUGUGUCGUUGGAAAAGUUUGCCGCAUGCCAGAGGCCACACGUGGUGCCGCCUGAGUGCAGCUACGGCAAUGGCACCAGGGCUCUUCGUCGCUUCUCCAUGCAAUGCUCCCGCCAGCAUGAAGGAGAUGCGCCAAAGUGUGCGGGUCGAAUGCUCGGUCAGUGGCGCAGCCGCACAUCACAGUUCCGACGAGCCUGGCGACGUUGGACUUUGACCGAGGGUUCUAUAUGGCCAAGAGCAGCGAGAACGCGAGAAGGUAGGG